Molecule: messenger RNA, 2757 nt
Organism: Nannospalax galili (Upper Galilee mountains blind mole rat)
Lineage: Eukaryota; Metazoa; Chordata; Mammalia; Rodentia; Spalacidae
Gene: Ankrd42
Product: ankyrin repeat domain 42
Exons: 14
Molecular function (GO): protein binding
Source: RefSeq, a predicted model, not a curated record
UUUCCAAGGCGACGGCUCAGCGGUCAGGUGCCGGGAGUCGGGACGCUGGAAAGCUAUUCUGUGGAGAGCUUUCCUGCCGACGGCGGCCGUCGCCUCUGCGGUAUACCGGUGGGGAGGAGAGGGCGACGACGGCGGCCACCGCACCUGCGUGAACCGCGGUCUGCCCAGCCACCGCGGCGCCGGGGCCGGGACCUUGGCGUCCAGGAGGUGGGACACGGUCGGAGAGAGUCCAGGGAAGGAAACCCCGAAGAAGGCGACCGCCGCCCCAGGGUCUCCACUGGAAGAGGCGCCGAGGACUGCGGCUUUUCCCGCAGGGAGUCGAGGAGAGUCGAAGACCUCGGCCACCACCGCAGGGUCUCUCCGGAGAGAGGGAGGGGACGCGAUAGUCGCGAGCCGAGCAGUUGGGCGAGAGCGACGGGGGACCGCCGCGUCCGCGGUAGCGACGCGACCUUCGGGGAGCCCGCAGGCCCGCACCCCAGCACCCCGAGGGUCUUCUGGAUCUCUGUUCCCGAAGCCCAAGAGCCGCGAACCAGCGACUCCGGGGACGGAGGCAGCGACGAGCGCAGCAACUCCUGGGAGGGAGCGAGUGACGCCGGCAGCCGCUGCCCCAGCAGUUCCUGGGACGGAGUCAGCGAUGAUUGGGGCUACGCGGCCAGUGGCUCCUCCCCAGUGAGCGGAGGCGAAGACGCGGGCCGCCUGUGUGGCUUCUGGGAGGGUGAGAGCGAAGAAGAGUCGCGCUCGCGGGGCUCCUGGGAGCGCAGGGAGGACCGCGGGGCCCGCGCCAGCCACGACCAAGCGUCCAGCCGCAGCCGCAGGGGUGGCCGGUGCGCGGGAGCCAGCGAAGACCGCCGCGGCAGCAGGGGCCUGGGCUCAACUCCGCAGAGCCCCAGGACCAGCGCCCGCACCAUGUCUGGGGUGGCCGAUUCCGGCCCCUCCACGACCCCCAGGGAGACUGCAGGCUCCUGUUCCAGGAGGAAGGCACAUAUUGGUAGCAUAUAUGAUGCAGUACGGGCUGGAGAUGUCAAACAACUUUCAGACUUAGUGGAACGUGGAGCCAGCGUUAAUGAAAUGGAUGUUCUCCAUAAAUUUACCCCUUUACAUUGGGCAGCACAUUAUGGAAGUUUAGAGUGCCUUCAUUGGCUGCUCUGGCAUGGUGCUGACACCACUCUAGGAACUGUGAGAGGAUGGACAGCUGCUCACAUAGCUGCAAUCAGGGGUCGGGAUGCUUGUAUGCAGGCUCUCAUAAUCAAUGGAGCCAACCUGGUAGCUCAAGAUGAUCGAGGAUGCACUCCUGUGCACCUUGCUGCCACUCACGGACAUUCUUUCACUUUACAAAUAAUGCUGCGAAGUGGAGUGGAUCCCAGUGUGGCUGAUAAGAGGGAAUGGAGACCUGUACAUUAUGCAGCUUUUCAUGGGCGGCUUGGCUGUUUGCAACUUCUUGUCAAAUGGGGAUGUGGCAUAGAAGAUGUGGACUACAAUGGAAACCUUCCUGUUCACUUAGCCGCCAUGGAAGGACACCUUCAUUGUUUUAAAUUCCUACUCAGAAUGAGCAAUGGAGCACAGGCUCUAAAAGCUUUCAAUGAUAAUGGAGAAAAUGUAUUGGACCUGGCCCAGCGGUUCUUGAAACAGAACAUUUUACAGUAUAUCCAGGGUGCUGAAUAUGAAGGAAGUAAUUCAGAUGAUCAGGAAAAUUUAGCAUUUCCAGGUCAUGUGGCUGCCUUUAAGGGUGAUUUGGAAAUGCUUAAGAAAUUGAUAGGAGAUGGAGUAAUCAAUUUUAAUGAACGUGACAAUAACGGAUCAACUCUAAUGCAUAAAGCUGCAGGGCAAGGCCACAUAGAGUGUUUGCAGUGGUUAAUUAAUGUGGGAGCAGACAGCAAUAUUACCAACAAAGCGGGAGAGAGACCCAGUGAUGUGGCUAAGAGAUUUGCCCAUUUGGCAGCAGUGAAACUAUUAGAGGGGCUACAAAAAUAUGAAAUAGAUGAUGAGACUGAAAUUGAUGGCAGUAAUAUGAAGUUUUUCAUAAGACUUGGUGUUGAGGGAAGCACUGACACCAAGGAUGAUUUAUGCCUGAGUGAAUCAGAUAAAACAGAGGCCAGAAUUGUCAUCUGCACCAGAAACCCUUCAGAGAGAGCCUAUAAGAAAAUUGAAGAAUUGAAACAACUUCUAGCAAUUGCUGAGAGCAACUUCAAACACUUGGGUGGGAUAACAGAAGAGGAUCUAAAACAGAAGGAAGAACAGCUCGAAUCUGAAAGGACCAUCAAAGAGCUGCAGGGCCAGCUGGUGUAUGAACAACUCCGCAGAGAAAAGUUAGAAUAUCAGUUGGAUGAAUAUCGAGCAGAGGUGGAUCAACUCAAAGAAACACUGGAGAAAAUUCAGGUCCCCAAAUUUGUGCCUGUGGAAGAUGAGUUUUGUGAGUCUAGCAAAGAGAAGAGGCGAGUGAAAAAAAAAGUGUCUUCUGGGGGAGUGUUUGUAAGAAGGACACGACAACCCCCAUCUGGAUUCUGUCGAGAGACAUCUGGCCAGCUACAGAAACCCAUCUGGAGACCGGGCCUGACUGCGAGUUUGAUAAGCCAUGACAUCCUUUUCUGGCUUUGUUAUCUUUGGCACGCUUUUGUCCUUUGGCUGUGCUUCUCUCCAGGCUUUAGAUCUCUAGGCACUGGUCCCCUUACCACCUCUGAUCCUCCCUGUAGAUGAACAGUCACCCGCUUUCCUGGUUCUCUUUACUACUAAUGAAUCCCUCAGUCUCCCCACCAUGGA